Messenger RNA from Vitrella brassicaformis, 1409 nucleotides. The record is from the annotation of a GenBank genome assembly. Lineage: Eukaryota; Vitrellaceae.
CCCAAUCCGACCCCCUACCUGACGUCCGCAGCCUCAUGCUUCGCCCCGUCGGCGGCCUGCAGUCCAAGCUGACCCAGCGCAUCCACCAGCAGGAGUCCGCCUCCCUGCAGGCAGCCCUGGACGCCAUGCGUGACGCCGCCGGCCAUCCGACGACCGACGGCGCCCGGCUGCAGAGCUGCAAAGGGCCCGGGGCGUCGGGCUGGCUGCAAGCUAUCCCGUCCCGCCCUGAGACGACCAUCUCCCCCGACGCCUUCGUGUGGAACGUGCAGUUCCAGCUCGGCCUGGUGAAGGGACCGACGACGUGUGGGGCGUGCACGAAGCCCUGCGACCCCCUCGGCGACCACAUGCUCAAGUGCCUCAAUCGCCGCUACCUCACCAGCCGACACAACACCGUCCAAGCGACCGUCUAUCGCAUCUGCAAGGAGGCCCGAUGCCCCAGCGUGAAGACCGAGCAGCUUCUGCGUGACCACCAGUGCCCACUCCCGCAAACGACCGACAAACAGCGGAUGGACCUGGUGCUAACUCAGCAUGACGGCUCGAAGCUCAUGGCUGACGUCACUGGCACUCACCCCACCCACGCCGACCGCCGAGGCGACCCCAGGAACCUCACCAACCAGCGACCCGGCUCGGCCCUUCGCGUGGCCGAGAAGCGCAAGAGGGACCAAUACGCCGUCGCAUGUGCACGGGGAGGGUACACGUUUCUGCCUCUGGCCUUCGAGUCGUAUGGACGGUGGUCUUCGACUAUGGAGACCUUUUUGCACAAGCUAGGCAAGGCAGUGAAGGAAGCUCACUACAGGGAUGACAGGGAUUUCUCGACGGGCCGUGUCGUGGCCCGAUGGUGGGUUCUCUUGUCGUGUGCAGUCAGGCGGGAGUGUGCUCUUACGGUGCGCGGCAAGAGUGAGGCCGCCGCACCAUUCAUCCGCCCCUUCCCCAGAGACGAGGUCUGGGGGAGGGGCCCCUAUUCACCCCAUUAGGUCUUUUCCUUCCCACACUGUGCCUUCCAUAUGCCUAUGCGUGUGUGUGUGUGUGUCUGCGUGUGAGUGUGGCCGUGGGCGUGGGUAUGCGGGUGAAGUAUUGGUAUUCCUGCGUGUGUGUGUGUGUGUCUGGGUGGUGUGCGUGUGUGUAGGGGUGUGAGUGUGGAUGUGGGCGUGGUCUGUGUGUGUGUCUUGCCGCCCUUCUACUUAUCCCAGCGGUGAUAUGUGUAUGGGCGUGGACUGGGGGGGUCUACGGGUCGGCCGCCUGCCGCCCCUCUCCGCCAUGGAGAGUGGGGCGGCGGCGCGCUCUCAUACACCCCCAGCACUCCGUGCGUGAUUGUUAUAAGGGCGUGUUUGUGUGUGACUGGGCGAUCUGCACUGGCUGGCCACCUGGGGAUGGGCGGUAUCUACGUAUGGAGUCAUGGUGCAGGAUGC